GUCAGUCAUCAGUGGAUAACGUUUUUUCAUCGUCAUUCUCAGUGUGUGUGUGUGUGGGUUACUCUAAAAUCACUUGUUUCGACUCGAGUACUGAAAGUUGUUUCAACCAUUCAACUGGAAUCAAUUUUAAGGUUACAGACGAAUCCGCCUCAUCCCUCUGACCUAUUUUAACCUUCUUGGUGUUGUACCUCUGUGGUCGCACCACCCCUUGUGCCAAGUUGAGAGUCUCUGCAGCAGCGGACCAUGCCUCAGAAGAGUAACACCCUGCCCACAUGGGGCAACGAGGCGUCCAUGAACCUCAACCCGCUUAUCUUAACCAACAUACAGUCCUCGCCGUACUUCAAGAAUGAACUCUUCAAGCUCAAGACGUACCACGAGGUUGUGGAUGAGAUCUACUACAGGGUUGCCCAUUUGGAACCCUGGGAGAGAGGCAGUCGACAGACAUCUGGGCAGAUUGGCAUGUGUGGAGGAGUCCGUGGUGUUGGUGCAGGAGGCAUCGUCUCAUCUGCCUACUGCCUUCUUUACAAGUUGUACACGUUGAAGCUGACACGGAAACAGCUGAACGGUCUCUUGUCUCACUCUGACUCUCCAUACAUCAGAGGUCUUGGUUUCAUGUACGUCAGGUACAGUCAACCACCAGCUGAUUUAUGGGAAUGGCUGGAGCCUUAUCUAGAAGACGAGGAGGAGAUUGACGCUAAGGCUGGGUCUGGUUGCACCAUGACCAUCGGAGAGAUGGCACGCAGCUUCCUUACCAAGUUAGAGUGGUUCUCUACCCUCUUUCCUAGAAUCCCUGUCCCAAUAAUGAAGGACCUUGAGUUGAAGUUGUCAGAGUGGAAGGAGGGGUUCCUGGAGAGGCAACGUGAGAAACAAAUUGAGGCAGGAGGCGUAGAAGAAGAAGAAGAAGAGCCUGAAGAACCAAUGGCUCGAAAGAGCAGGGGCGGAUCCAGAGACAACUCCCGAAGUGGAAGCCACACCAGCAAUCGCAGUCGAGACCAUCGCAGGAGUCGGAGCAAAGAGCGCCAGCACAGCCACAGUAAAAACAACGACCGCCGGAGACGCAGUAGGAGUCGCGAGAAGCGCCCUCGCAGUCGCAGCCCGGAAAGGCGUAAAAGGAGAAGUCAGGACAGAAGUCGCGAUCAACGACGCAGCCGGAGCCGCGAUAGACGCCGGGAAAGAGAAGGGGACGACUUUUCACGUGCCUUGCAGCGGGAGCGAGAAAGACAGCAGAAGGAGCGACGAGAGCCAAGGAGUCGAAGCCGAGAGAGACGGCAUAGUCGAGAGCGAGAUAGAAAGAGCCACCGAGAUAGGAGACGUAGCCGAUCAACAGAGCGAAAGAAAUCACAUUCCAGGGAUCGAGAGCGAAGUCGGAGUCGAAGUCAGGGUCGGAGGUGAUGUCAUAGGUCAUAGUACUUUCCUUAUUUUGUACAUUGUUUGUUAAAGAUGCUAUGUCAGUUUUUUUGCCCCAAGCAUUAAACAAAAAAUUGUUUUGCGUG
Molecule: messenger RNA, 1493 nt
Organism: Asterias rubens (European starfish)
Lineage: Eukaryota; Metazoa; Echinodermata; Asteroidea; Forcipulatida; Asteriidae
Product: pre-mRNA-splicing factor 38B-like
Exons: 8
Coding region: 244-1392 (382 amino acids)
Cellular component (GO): precatalytic spliceosome
Source: RefSeq, a predicted model, not a curated record